GAAAUGCCUCAAUAAAUGACGAACAGUAAAUUAUAUAAAGCCCGAGAUGGAAAGUCUGAUAAAUGUUUGCAACAGUUUGGACUUCAGCAAAGAAAAACCGUCACAGACAGGACACGCCCUUCCUGUGAGUUGGAAUCAGCCGUGGAAAGGUGUGAUCACACAAGAGAAAGAGAGACUCCCUCCUUCCACCUCUCUGUGUGUGCAGGAUCUGAGACACAGGCACCAAACACUGCUGUGAAGCACAACCUCGGGUGUUCAACUCCAAAAGCCAAGAUGCCAGAAACAGCAGAAGCCGUGUCAGCCACCCUCACCACCAACAGAAACUGCACCAUAGAAAUAAGCAAUGUCACCGCGAACCACAUACUCAUCAACCCCAAGGUCUACAUGAGCAGCGGCUUCUCUCACCACCCACCCCAGCCCACCAUCCGCACCAACAUGACCGAAGUGUGCUCGUUCACCAAGGACGACAACACCGCCACGGGAGCUGUCGGCCUGAUGACCUAUGACCUCUUCCACAAGAGCCGGUCAAGCACCGAGCGCAUGGCCGUCAUGUUCUCCGUGCCCUUCGACCGCAACCUGUACAAGAACCGUCUGGCCGUGGGCGUGAUCGAGCAGUCCAGCGCCUGUGACAAAGCUCUGUGCGACCGAAUGUACGACGGGAAGAACCAGAGUGGCUUCACCCGCGCCGAGGCCAGUGGUUCUGGCCUGGUUUAUCAAACCAGAGAGCUCGAUGUGAGGGCAACAAUGUCCUCAAUUGGCAAAGCCAUUAUCAAAGUGGAGCUGUACGAUAAAAUGGGUCACUAGUGGGCUUUUUUUUGUGUGUGUACAUCCAUGCUUUUGUGUUUUAAAAGAAUAAAUAAACUUGAUUCGAUCUGACAACUCUUGCAUGUUGUACUCUGGAAAAAUAUAUAAUAAUUGGAAAGUCUGUAUUAUUUUGUCCAGAUAAUAAAUAGUACGUGAGUCAGCUCAUUCCUUGCAUUUAAGUCAAUUAUAUACACGCCCUUAUCUUUGAUUGAGGUAAUAAAACAUUCAAACCACA
Solea solea (common sole) is the source of this 1039-nucleotide messenger RNA. RefSeq lists its product as uncharacterized. Gene Ontology annotation, molecular function: channel activity. The record is from RefSeq and is a predicted model, not a curated record. The coding region runs from base 16 to 804 and encodes 262 amino acids. Gene Ontology annotation, cellular component: pore complex. The transcript is spliced from 4 exons. Lineage: Eukaryota; Metazoa; Chordata; Actinopteri; Pleuronectiformes; Soleidae. Gene Ontology annotation, biological process: cytolysis in another organism; monoatomic cation transport; pore complex assembly.